CCUCUCUAGCCGCCGGCAGUCGCCUGUCCCGCGCACUGAAGAACAGCUGGUCGCCGCCCGUCUCCUCGCCACGCGACGAACCACGUGACAUAUUCUCCUUGGACUUGCUUCAAACACUGAUAGUAAUUUAUUUAAAUUUAAUCGUAGUCACGACCGUUGUAACCUUUAAUUUAAAUGUGUCUCCCUACCAAAGAUCUUUAUGUUUUUCGAAAUGGAACAAUUUAAAAUUAAAUUCCUGGAAGAGAGUCUGACAAGUGAAUUGUCGAAGAACUAUUGUGAUUUUAAAAUUUGUAUUGUAUAAAAUAGUUGUGUAAAGAAACUUGUACGUAAAAUAAUUAAAUUGACGGAUGAUGGGGCGAGAAUGAAGCGAUCGCAGAGUACACGCUGAGCCGAGGAGUGCAGUGAUCUGUGUAGUGAAGUGCAUGCUCGGAAGUGUCAACAGAAGAUACGAACUGGAUCACUCCGGGGGCUUCGCGUCAUCCCCGUGGGCCGCUGUCCUGGGGCACCACCCCGGGGAGGGCCACGGGUACCCGCCCUCGCAUCCGCAUCCUUCAGCGCCCAUGCCCAUGGACCUCCAUGUGCCUCAGGGCUUCCCGUACUACAGGUAUCGCGAGGAGGCCCUCUGCUGGUCGGACAGGAAGACCGCGGUGGACGACGUGGGCGUGGGACACCCGGCCUCUGUCAACGCUCGGAUGGUGAACUCGCAUGGCCUGUCCAUAGUACAUGAGGAGCUGCAGCAUGGAAGUAUCUUGGAGCUGAGGAAGGAGAAGAGCAGGGACGCGGCGCGCUCUAGACGUGGCAAGGAGAACUUUGAAUUCUAUGAGUUGGCCAAGAUGUUACCUCUGCCUGCCGCCAUCACCAGUCAGUUGGACAAGGCAUCCAUCAUCCGACUGACGAUCUCCUACCUCAAGAUGAGGGACUUCUCCGGGCACGGUGACCCACCUUGGAGCCGAGAUAACCCCUCUGCCAAAUCUGUCAAAGGAGGUAUCAGGUCGAGGACGGCGGCAGGUAUCGCCAUGGAGAUGUUCGAACAACACCAGGGCACACAUAUACUGCAGUCCCUGGAUGGAUUCGCGUUCGCGCUGGCAGCGGACGGCAGGUUCCUCUACAUCUCGGAGACUGUCUCCAUCUAUCUCGGCCUCUCGCAGGUGGAGAUGACGGGGAGCAGUGUAUUCGACUAUAUCCAUCACCAGGAUCACUCUGAGAUGGCGGAACAGCUGGGUCUGGGUCUAUCACAGGGACAGGGGUUGGCGUCUCCUAGCAGUGCAGCUUCUGAGGAGGGUACCAACACCAGUGCAGGCACUGCUAACCCCGAUGUGUCUUCCCUCAUGUCCCUCACCAGCACGUCAGCCUACAAGGGGUUGGAGCGAGCGUUCUGUGUUCGCAUGAAGUCUACUCUGACCAAGCGGGGCUGUCAUUUCAAGUCUUCCGGUUACCGGGUGGUGCUACUGCUGUGUCGUCUGAGGCCACAGUACACAUUCUCACACAGUCGCAAAGCUGCCCCUCCACUCAUGGGCAUGGUGUCACUUGCCAUCGCUCUUCCCCCACCCAGUGUUCAUGAGAUCAGGCUAGAGUCUGACAUGUUUGUCACCAGGAUCAAUUUUGACUUCCGAAUAGCACAUUGUGAACCCAGGGUGGCAGACCUGCUAGACUACACAGCUGAGGAGAUCACUGGCAUGAACCUGUACACACUAUGUCACGGCGAGGACGCCAACAGGCUCAGGAAAAGUCAUAUAGAUUUAAUCAAUAAAGGACAAGUGUUGACCCACUACUACAGAAUAAUGAACAAGAAUGGAGGCUAUACUUGGAUACAAACAUGUGCCACUGUCGUCUGCAACUCCAAGAAUGCUGAGGAACAGAAUAUCAUCUGUGUCAACUAUGUUGUCAGUGGGAAGGAAUUCAAAAACCUCAUCAUGGACUGCUGUCAACUAGAAGAGAACAUCGCUCAGAGAGGUGUGAAACGGGAGGAGACAGGGGGGAAUGACCCAGAAAAUGGUUCUCCUGAUGCUGACAAAGGAGAUGGACGCAAUAGCGGUGCUCCCAGGAACCAUGACCACCACCUCUCACCUCCAGACCUUGAGGACUCUUCUGAGGGCUCAGGAGAUCCCCAAAGGGGCAGAGGCCAUCUGGAGCAUACCUCCCAGCUGCAAGCCCCCGAUCGCAGUCAGGUGUUGGCUGCAAGAUCUGUGAAUAAACUGGAUGAAGUCACUCAAAGAGGCCAGAAGCGUAAACUUUCCGGAACUCAGCGAGAAGACGAGAGUAGUUGCUGUAGUUCCGAGGAUGAGGAGAGGCUGAGGAAACGUUACCCUGUGCUGAGUCCAGCAUCUUCCUCUUGCCAUUCGGUGCCUGUCAACAGUCCCAAGCCUCCCAUUGAGGACAGUGACGGUGGAGGAACAUCUGUUAAGGACCUAGAGCAUGCUAUGUCCAAACAUUUACCUGUAGUAUUAGACAAAACUCCUACAGAUUUCAGCACCGACACACUUCUGAAGCAACAACAGAAAAGUACAAUUCAGUGGAUCGGAGCUUUGCCACAACACGCUCAGCCUGGAGGUGCACCCCUGCCUGCGUCAGCUCUGCUGCGACAAUUGUAUGCCAACAGGGAGAGUGUGAUCCGCGCAAACGUCCACGCAGGCAGGACUGGUCCCACCCCCGGAAGUUGGGACAUGAACCACGUUGGGCCUCUCCCCACCCCUCCCGGCAGCGAGGGCUCCUACAGCGACCAGUUCGUGCUUGCCCAUAACCAGAAAUCUGGGGACGCUUUCAGUGGCCUCGUCUCCUCAUACUCCACCCCCGGUGGUUACACAGUCGACUACCACUCGGCGAUGACACCUCCAUCAUCAGUGUCACCACGAGAUAAACAUCAGCAAGUACACAACACGUUUGACAAUCCUACGUACACCGAUGUCCUGAGGCAUCAGUAUAAUCUGCCCCUAGGCAGUGACUCUCCCGCUCAACCUCUGCCGCUGAAACCACAGCCCUACCCCGUCCACCCUACAGCGAUCGAUUACGCUUCCUCGGGUCUAGACCAGUCACAGUUCUACCACCAUUCAGCAGGCUUUCAUUUAUACCAUCCAGCGAACAAAACACCCACCGCUUCCGCUUCCGUCUACCCAGAGACACUAAAAAAUAGUGCAAAUUGGUAUUCUACACCCUCAUAGUACGAUUUAAUAGUUAAACCGUUUUUGUUAAAAAUUGUACACACUUGCAAAAGUAUGUAGAAAGUUUUGUAAAUUAUUAAUGUAUUUGUAAAUAGAAAUAAUUUAAACAAGUGAUAGUACUCUGUAUGACCAUGAUAUAAAACUUGUGUCCAAAAAACUCCAAUAAGGAACUACAUUACAUUACAUUUAAAAAAAUGGAAGUGUGCCUAAAAUAGUUAUCUGAAAAUAUGAAUGAAUUUUUUCUGUCAGUAAACCAAUGGAAAUGAUAUGAAUAUAACAGAUUUAAAUAUAAGUUUUAAGACUGAAGUUGUCAAAUUGAAAUGUGUAAAGUUUAAAUAUUUAAUUUUAAAUAUUAAAAAACUGCUUAGAUCUCACAUAAUACUAUUAUGACAUUAAUCAAGUGUAUAUUGUUUGAAAUUAUAAACUAUUUGGAAAAGGUAUAGACCUGGUAAAUUAUUAUUGCUAUAAGAAGGGGUACUGUUUUUAAAUAACUAAAGAACCUUUAACUACCAAAAUUAGAUACAGGGUAUCAAAAUCAACUUCAACUAUGUAUAAUAAAACAGAAUAGAUAGGAAUUUUAAGGUAAUUUAUAAAAGAAGUAUGUACAGAAUUGUAAAAUUGUCUAAGCUAACGGAAAAUGAGCUUUAUCCAUUAUGGUGCUUUCAUGUGUUUCUUGCAGCAGAUAUUUCAGUUGUUUGUAGAAAACGCCAUUAUUAAUGUUAUGUUGAUCUUCACUGAAUGUAGUCGUGUAUAGUAUAAUAUGAUUUUCUUGUAUUAAUGUUGAUAAGAGUAAAAGUGAUUCAUGUGCAUAUCUUCAUAUUAGCUAAGUAUUCUACACCUUUUAUUUCAAUAAAUGGGCAUUUUGUAUCUCUUAAUUUGUUUCAAAUCAAAUUGUACUCUUGUACGAUAACAUUGCUGUAAAACAACUUGCUGAGAUUGAACCAGUAUUAUUAAAUUUAAGAAUACUAUUAUGUAUUAUUGUAACAACAAACAUAUAUAUUUAUUAGAACAUUUCCAGAUGAAAUACAAUUCAAUUCUCAAUAAAUCAUGCUACUUAAUAUAUUAAAAUCUGAAGCAUUUUUGUUUAUUUACUUAUUCGUUAUCUUGUAUUGUGAACCUUUAUUAUUUUUUUAUAAAAUCAGUUGGAAUAUUUAUGUUAUAUACAUGAUGUUAGUGUAUUAAUAUCUAAAAAAAAAAAAAAACUACAGCACAAGAAACUUGGAUUGUUGUAAAUAUUCAAACUGUUUAAUUUUGUAUGACAAAUUUUCUGCCUACUUCUUUUUAUCAUACAACUGUUUGUAACAUUCUCAAGUGCAAACUAGUGAGAAUAAUUAAAUGUGGCAGAGAUCAUAUAAGACAGCAGAUUUAUAGGGAAAUGUGUUCAAAAAUAAAACAAGUUUGGUGUGUUUAAAAAUGUUUAACUAUUUAUUACACAUAAAUAAAAAAAGCAACACUAGAAAAAUGAGCUUUUGGUCUGGGUUUUUGGUAGCUUUGGUUGGAUUCCUAACUUGGCACAAUCAUUUUAUAUUUUUUUCCUGGUACAAAAAAAACCUCUUGUUCCACUUUAAAAGGUGUCCGAAAAGACUCUUGAGGACAGGCUGACCCAAGCUUCUUUCACAAAAUUAAUCACUAGCUGAGAGUUGAUCCAACGUCUACCAAGUAAACAACUAACUUUGACAAAGUUAAAACAAGUUUGAAUUUGAAAAACUCUGUUUAAAAACCAAUAAAUAAGCUCUCUACAGUAACCAGAUUUGUGGUAUGUCCUCUUCCAACAGCCAACAUUCAAGUGUUCUGUAUAUAAUCCUAGGCAUGUGUAUAAGAUUUGUUUAUGUUAAGUUAAACUUGUGAUCAUUAUACAUAUUGUGAAACAGUUUUUCACUAAACUAAAUGGCGAAGCCAAAGUUUUAUUAUUUUGUUAGGUUUCUUUGUUAAAUAUAGAUGUUUAAACUUUUUUAAUAUUUAAAAUUAAGUUAUGUGAAUAUUCAUUAUUUUUGUAUAUACAUACAUCAUUAGAAAAAUCUUUGAAUGUUAGUUUUAACCAGGAUUUUGUAUGUAUUUAUAUGAAUAAUGAAAAUUACAUUGUUGUGUUUAUUAAAAUUAUUGAUUUUCUGUUGUAAUUUCUUGUACAAUUAUUGCAUUUGUUAUAAUUUCUUAAAGAAUAAUCAGUUGGCUCCUACUAUGUGCAAUAGGUAAUUUUUCAAACGUUUAAAAACUGUAUUUGUAGGUUAUUCGUUCAUAUCAUUAUAACUGUUACUCAAUCUUCAA
Molecule: messenger RNA, 5423 nt
Organism: Homalodisca vitripennis (glassy-winged sharpshooter)
Lineage: Eukaryota; Metazoa; Arthropoda; Insecta; Hemiptera; Cicadellidae
Gene: trh
Product: protein trachealess
Exons: 15
Coding region: 423-3158 (911 amino acids)
Biological process (GO): regulation of transcription by RNA polymerase II
Molecular function (GO): RNA polymerase II transcription regulatory region sequence-specific DNA binding; protein dimerization activity; DNA-binding transcription factor activity, RNA polymerase II-specific
Source: RefSeq, a predicted model, not a curated record